CGGACAAACAGCUCUGGCGGAUCGACGGCAGGUAGAAGCAGGGCUGUGGGUUGGGGAUCGAUCAGUACGGUGUCGGCACCGCGGCUAAAGGAAAACUCCUGGUUAGAAAUGGCAAAGAAUUUGUGAACGGGAAUCGCAGACUCGAGCACCUCAGGUUUGCUGUAUCUAUGCAGAUUUUAAGGAAUGACCAGAUAUUUCCUCUGUAACACCAAUAUAUUUAUUUUUGAUCCUUGGAGAUGAAGAAUUAUCUCAUUCCAGCUGGGAAUUUGCUUUGUGACUGACGUGACUCAGUGAAAUCCACUAGAACUGACGUGCUGAGAACACUAGGUCUUCAACUGCAUUGAUUGCACAAGGGAGUCACUACGUCAGGCAUCUGACUUAAUGAAUUGCUAGAGAAUUGACAGUAGGGAGAUAUCAUUCUCGUUCUGUCAUGUGGAAGGGAUUCACCCAGUUAUCUGACCAACUGGCUCACUGUUCAGUUCACCUUGGGGAGAGGCUGUUCACCUCGGAAUGUGGGAAGGAAUCCAUUCGGUAAUCUGACCUAUUGACACACUAAUCAGUUCACACUGGGAAAAUGCCGUUUACUUGCUCAGACUGUGGGAAGGGAUUUCCACGGUCAUCUCAACUGAAGCUACAUCAACGAGUUCACACUAGUAAGAAACCAUUCACCUGCUCAGACUGUGCGAAAGGAUUCAAAUCAUCAUCUCAGCUGAAGGUACAUGAGCGAGUUCACACUGGGGAGAGGCCAUUUACCUGCUCAGACUGUGGAAAGGGAUUCACUUUCUCAUCCAACUUACAUAGACAUCAGCGAGUUCACACUGGGGAGAAACCAUUCACCUGCUCAGACUGUGGGAAGCAAUUCACUCGCCCAUCUCACCUGCAGACACAUCAGUCAGUUCACACUGGGGAGAAACCAUUCACCUGCUCAGACUGUGGGAAGGGAUUCACUCAAUCAUCUGACCUUCUCAGACACCAGUCAGUUCACACUGGGGAGUGGUUUUUCACCUGCUCAAAUUGUGGGAAAGGAUUCAGUCGGUUAUCGCAACUGAAAAUACAUCAGCGAGUUCACACUGGGGAGAGGCCAUUCAUCUGCUCAGACUGUGGGAAGCGAUUCACUUGGUCAUCUCACCUGUACAGACACCAGCGAGUUCACUCUGGAGAGAGGCCAUUCACGUGUUCCGUGUGUGGGAAAGGGUUUGCUCGGUCAUCCCACCUACAGAGACACCAGUCAAUUCACACUGUGAAGAAACCAUUCACCUGCUCAGACUGUGGAAAGGGAUUUUCUCAGUCAUCAGACCUACUGACACACCAGUCAGUUCACACGGGAGAGUGGUUGUUCACCUGCUCAGAUUGUGGGAAAGGAUGCAUCUCGUCAUCUCAACUGAAAGUACAUCAGCGAGUUCACACUGGGGAGAAGCCAUUCAGCUGCUCAGACUGUGGGAAGCGAUUCACUCAGUUAUCCAGCCUACAGACACACCAGCGAGCUCACACUGGGGAGAAACCAUUCAGCUGCUCAGACUGUGGUAAGCAAUUCACUCAAUCAUCCAGCCUGCAGACACACUUGCGAGUUCACACUGGCGAGAGGCCGUUCUCCUGCUCUGAAUGCGGGAAGCGAUUCAGUCGGUUAUCCAAACUUACGACACACUACCGAGUUCACACUGCUUACGCCGCGACUGUGCUAAACGAGAGGGCUCCGACCAAGAGGAAAAAACGGCGCAGGCGUAAAGAGCGAAGAAAGUUCCCGAACUUGCGCAUGCGCUCAGCGGACAAACGGCUCGGCGGAACGACGGCAGUUCACACUGGGAAGAUGCCGUUUACUUGCUCAAACUGUGGGAAGGGAUUUCCACGGUCAUCUCAACUGAAGCUACAUCAACGAGUUCACACUAAUAAGAAACCAUUCACCUGCUCAGACUGUGGGAAAGGAUUCAAAUCAUCAUAUCAGCUGAAGGUACAUGAGCGAGUUCACAGUGGGGAGAGGCCGUUUACCUGCUCAGACUGUGGAAAGGGAUUCACUUUCUCAUCCAACUUAUAUAGACAUCAGCGAGUUCACACUGGGGAGAAACCAUUCACCUGCUCAGACUGUGGGAAGCGAUUCACUCGCGCGUCUCACCUGCAGACACAUCAGUUAGUUCACACUGGGGAGAAACCAUUCACCUGCUCAGACUGUGGGAAGGGGUUCACUCAGUCAUCUGAUCUUCUCAGACACCAGUCAGUUCACACUGGGGAGUGGUUGUUCACCUGCUCAAAUUGUGGGAAAGGAUUCAGCCGCUUAUCUGCACUGAAAAUACAUCAGCAAGUUCACACUACAGAGAAGCCAUUCACCUGCUCAGACUGUGGUAAGGGAUUCAUUCAAAGAUCCCACCUGCAGGUACACUUGCGAGUUCACACUGGCGAGAGGCCGUUCUCCUGCUCAGACUGUGGGAAGCGAUUCAUUUGGUCAUCUCACCUGUCCAGACACCAGCGAGUUCACUCUGGAGAGAGGCCAUUCACGUGUUCCGUGUGUGGGAAAGGGUUUGCUCGGUCAUCCCACCUUCAGAGACACCAGUCAAUUCACAGUGUGAACAAACCAUUCACCUGCUCAGACUGUGGAAAGGGAUUUUAUCAGUCAUCAGACCUACUGACACACCAGUCAGUUCACACGGGAGAGUGGUUGUUCACCUGCUCAGAUUGUGGAAAAGGAUGCAUCUCAUCAUCUCAACUGAAAGUACAUCAGCGAGUUCACACUGGGGAGAAGCCGUUCACCUGCUCAGACUGUGGGAAACGAUUCACUCAGUUAUCCAACCUACAGAUACACCAGCGAGCUCACACUGGAGAAAAACCAUUCAUCUGCUCAGAAUGUGGUAAGCGAUUCGCUCAAACAUCCCACCUGCAAGUACACCUGCGAGUUCACACUGGCGAGAGGCCAUUCUCCUGCUCUGAAUGUAGGAAGCGAUUUAUCCGCAGGACGUGUUUGGAAGUUCAUCAGCGAGUUCACACUGGGGAGAGGCCAUUCACCUGCUCAGACUGUGGGAUGGUAUUCACUCGAUCAUCUCAUCUGAAGCAACAUUGGCAGGUUCACACUGGGGAAAGUCUGUUCACCUGUUCAGUGUCAGGGAAGUGA
Mobula hypostoma (lesser devil ray) is the source of this 3100-nucleotide messenger RNA. RefSeq names its product zinc finger protein 850-like. The record is from RefSeq and is a predicted model, not a curated record. NCBI's taxonomy places the organism in Eukaryota, Metazoa, Chordata, Chondrichthyes, Myliobatiformes, Myliobatidae. Bases 575 to 3100 code for a protein of 841 amino acids. The transcript has 6 exons.